GAGUCAUUGGGAAAUGUUGAUGAUACGGCCUACUCGACCAUUCCAGAUUGGAAAAUACCGUUGACGAGGCGGUGAGUAAAUCCUUGAGAUUGAUCAGCAGAAUAAUUUUCAGUAUUGAAGACAGUACUUGUUGCUAAGACCGAUCGAAAUACAGGAGGCUCAUAUUCAGUUUGAUUUGUCGAUUCUUGAUCGGUUAAGAGGAGAAAGGCAGGCAUUGCGAGCUGCUAAAGAACUUGUAGAUUUGAUCGACGGAGAGGCCCUCUUUGCCUACUGUAGUCCCUACAAACGGGCGAUUGGAACUUGGGAUAUCAUUGAGGAUUACAUCGAAAGCAACAACAAAAAGAAAAAGAAUGACGAAGAACAAAGUAGCAACGAUAAAGAUAGAGUUGGGGUGGAAAUAAUUGGAAUGAGAGAAGAACCAAGAGUUGCCGAACAACAGUUUGGGAAUUUUCGUAAGUACAAUUCAGGUCAUGAUGGUUGUGAAACAUACCCUUAUCUGUAUUUUCUAUCAACGCAUUAUCCACUAACUCAUACAAAUUGCAUGCUCCUUCUUGGCACUGCCGUGCAUAAAAUGCAAUGAUUGAAAUCAUCUACUCACACACAGAAAAUCCACACAAGGUCCGUACAGCGAAAUCAGAACGACGGACUUUUGGACGGUUCUUUUUCCGCUUUCCUGAGGGCGAGUCGGGAAUGGAUGUAUACAGUAGAUGUAGUAGUUUCUUAGCAACGCUGUCGAGAGAUAUCAAACAAAUCGAUUUGCGAUAUUCCUACCUUCGCAAUCAAGAGACCAACAACAAAGCGAACGAAAACGAGACCGAAGCGGGUAAUCCGCUGUGUGCAAUGGCAGAUAUGAAUAUCCUCAUUGUCUGUCAUGGCUUGACCUUGAGAUUACUCUUGAUGAGAUACUUUCAACUAACGGUCGAAGAAUUCGAAAGUUCUUACAAUAGUCAAAAUGCGAAACUGGUUGUCAUGAAUCGAUUUGUUUACGAUGACAGUGAUGCAGAUACGGAUCCUGGAAAUAGAAAGUAUUACUGCAGCAUUACCGAUACGCACCAAUUUCGAGAAUACUAUAAAUUGGAUGAAGUUUCGAAAGAAGCUUUGAAUUUACUAGGAGACAUAAGCAACAAAAAGCCGUCUUACUGGCGAUCGUCGACAAGGAUGGACGAUGAAUUCAACGGUGGAUUGCUGUUGGUAGACGGUGACGACGACUUGGAAGAAUGAACAUCAUUGCUGAAAAAGAGAACUUCACAUAAAAUUACCACGUGAUC
Molecule: messenger RNA, 1268 nt
Organism: Pseudo-nitzschia multistriata
Lineage: Eukaryota; Bacillariophyta; Bacillariophyceae; Bacillariales; Bacillariaceae
Source: the annotation of a GenBank genome assembly